GGCAGGGAUCGGGUAGCAUUAGCAGCAUUAGCUUAGCUUGUGUGUGGAGUCAUUGUAGAGAGGCUGAUAAUCUGGGAGUGUUUGCCGUGAGAAUGUCUUCAGUCCAACUUCAAGGAGAGUUUAUCACCGAGCAGUUAACUCCUGCUGAAGAAACAUUCACGGAGUUUAAAGGGAGUUUGGUCAAUUCGGAGGAAAAGAUGGACGAUCAACAUCUACUGCUGGAUUUCACCAGGAUCCCCCAGAUCAUCUUACACCGGAUAGACCGCCUGCAGGAUUAUGGUGGAAAAGAGGAGGAUUUCUCUGACCAGCAGCUCUGUGGACAGGAGAGGAAUUCCAGUUUGGAUCAAGAGGAACCAGAACCUCUGCAGAUAAAAGAAGAGCAGCAAGAACCAGAACUUUCCUGUACAAAAGAGGAAACCAUGGAGGUCCCUAUUAGUGAGCAUGAAGAGCAGCGUGUUCUGAAGCAGGAGGCUGAAGAUACAGGAGACAAUGCCUUCCCAGACCGCCUGCAGGAUUAUGUUGGAAAAGAGGAGGAUUUCUCUGACCAGCAGCUCUGUGAACAGGAGGGAAAUUCCAGUUUGGACCAAGAGGAACUAGAACCUCUGCAGAUCAAAGAAGAGCAGCAAAAGCCAGAACAUCCCUGGACAAAAGAGGAAACCAUGGAGCUCCCCAUUAGUGAGCAUGAAGAGCAGCUUGUUCUCAUGGAGGACACUCCAGAUACAGGGGAGAAACCUUUCCGAU
This is a messenger RNA of Cyprinodon variegatus (sheepshead minnow), 741 nucleotides long. Its product is annotated as chromo domain-containing protein cec-1-like. The record is from RefSeq and is a predicted model, not a curated record. The annotation marks the transcript as partial. Lineage: Eukaryota; Metazoa; Chordata; Actinopteri; Cyprinodontiformes; Cyprinodontidae. The transcript is spliced from 3 exons.